GUGGAGUCUCGUGUGAGCCUGACCAAAAAUUCGCACUGAGCGAGGUGUGGAUAGUGUGUGCCGUGUGGAAUUGUUUCUCCAUUGGUAAUACUUGUUGCUGGUGAGCUGACUUACCUGCUGGUGAUCUACGGAAACAUGGCACCAUCGACUAGCACAGUAGGACCGAUCCCUACUCAACCCCAGCUGAAGCAGGAGAAGAAAGAGCCUGUGACAACUGUUGGGGUGAGCGCCAAGUGGGGCAUUAUCAUGACCCUGCUCAAUCUGGUUUAUGGUCAUCUACUUGUAGCCACGCAGCUACCCCCUGAUCCCCGCCAAGACUCUUGGCUCCUUAUGAAGUCUCCCCUCCCGACUUACUUUCUUUCACUCGGCUACGUCAUCGGCGUCACUUGGCUUGGGCCCAAGUUCAUGGAAAACAGGAAACCUAUUUCAGGUCUCCGCCCCGUCAUGGUGGCCUACAACACGUUUCAAGUUGUCUACUCCUCGUGGCUGGUGUACGAGACAUGUUUAGGAGGAUGGUUCACCAACUAUAGCUUCCGCUGCCAGAUAUGUGACUUCUCCAAUGACCCGCAAGCUAUCAGGAUGCUUCAUGCCUCAUACUGGUACUACUUCUCCAAAUUCGUGGACUUCUUCGACACUGUGUUCUUCGUGCUGAACAAGAAGCAUGAACACAUCUCUCUCCUGCAUGUUGUUCACCACUCACUGAUGCCUGUUAGUAUGUGGUAUGGCGUUCGCUAUCAGCCAGGUGGCCACAGCACGUUCAUGGGUUUGCUUAACUCCUUUGUCCACGUCGUGAUGUACCUGUACUACCUGCUGGCGGCCAUGGGUCCCCGCGUCCGUCCCUUCCUCUGGUGGAAGAAGUACCUCACCAGCCUCCAAAUGGUACAGUUCGUCGCCGUGAUGCUCCACGCAGUUCAGCUUGCUUUCAUCGAGUGCCCGGUACCGUCACAGAUGACCUGGUGGAUCUGUGGCAACGCCUUCAUGUUCUUCUUACUGUUCGCCAACUUCUACCUGCGGGCCUACACCGGGAGCAGUAGGCCCAGACCUCAGGAAAAAGAACAGUCAAGUGUCUCCAUUGCGAGAGAAUCAAGGGGUGUUCGUGGAGGCACUUUGAGUGGAGUGUCCAGACGCGGGGUGCCCAAUGGUGUCGCUGAGGCAGCUUGCAAGACUAUGGAGAUGUGUGAGAACAUGGCUCUUAGAAGUCGCCUGGGUGCCCUUUAGUUUGCUGUGCCAGUCGAUCUUGUUGCAUUUUUAGAGAAAUACUAAUGUAAUGGACAGAUAAAAAUGCGUUUAUACUGUAGACACGAUUUAGUGAUGUAUAAUAAUGACUAGAAGCAAGUUGUCACGACCAGGUCAGGCUAAGGUAUCGCAAGGCAUUAGUGUUUUUAUAUGACUUGUGUCAGGUUGAAGUAGAUCUGAGUCAACACAGUUUACCGAAAUUAUCUCUUUGCAUGAUAGUAUUUUUUCUAGUUCUUGCCUCCCGGCCCCGCUGCCUGCAGGAGGUGAGAACAAUGAGUCAAGUUGUGUGGACAUGCGAAGCACCAAAUUUUUUUAGGCUACCUGUACCAGCAAUGAACAUCAUUGUAGUGAUUUCAGAAGGUCUUUGAUAACCAAUAAUAGCUGACCUAACUUUUGUUUUGUGUUGUAUUCAGUUCAUUCACUUCAGGAUUUUUAGAUAGACUUCUUUGUGGUCCAAAUUUUACUAGAUCAAGUAUGAGCCAUUAACCAUUAACCAAACUUAUCUAGAGUGAAUAGAGGAACCUUCGCUAGCUGGUGGUUACAGGGAGUUCCAAACACAGUAGUCCCUUGAUGAAGCGACAUUAGGCCAGCACUGGUGUUGGAUGUUUGUGUGCAUGAGUGGACGUAAAAAUAUAAUCAAUAUCGUGUAUGUGACGGUGGUAAAAGAUUGUGACAUACUUCCCUAAAAUGUUGAAUUUCCAUAACUAUCAAAGUGUGUUAUUCAUUUUAUUUAUUUAUUUUUUUAUCCAAAUACUAUUAUGACGCUAUGUAAAACCAACACGUAUUUACGUCAUGUUUUGGAUAAAUCCAUUAAGUAAUAAGAGAUCCAUAGGUUUAGGAACACCAGGUCCAGAAUGGUUUAAUUAUUAAGGAAAUGUUAACAGAGAUUACUGCUACAUUACAUACAGUACUUAUAUAGCACUCUAUGUAUACUGAACCCCAUCCCUUGUGUAGUUAAUUAUAAGUAUAUUGAGAUGUAUAUUUUUGGUAUAUAGGUUUAAGCGAAACAAAACAUUACUGUUAUGAAAUAGAAAUCACAGUAUAUGUCCUGUUGUUUUCCAAAUAAUAUGAUGUGUAUACAAUAUUAGUCUCGGUUAUUGUAUGUGCUUGCGACUUGAUAGCAUCCUGUCUUCACUAUCACACUGAUUUACUGUUUGGAUUCAGGACUUGUAUCUUUCGUGAUUUUCAAUUGUUGGUGGAUUAGUGUAACGAAGAGAGGUAAAGCCAAAGCACUGAGGUUAGGUUAGGUUAGGAUAAGUUAGCGUAGGUUAGAUUAGGUUAGGUUAGGUUAGGUUAGGUUUGUGCUCGGUGAUUGUUUGGCGUUGUUUAUUAUUUGAAGGUCUUAGAAGCUUUAUUCACCAGAAAUGUGAUGUGGUCUAUAUGAAGGGGUUAUAACUUCUACCUUCACAGGACCACGUUCUGGCCUCUUCAUGUAAGACUUUGUUAUCAUCUCUUUUUGUUCAAAUUAAAUAAUGCCUUUAUAUUUUUUUUGUUUCUGAGUUCUUUUAAUCUUAUUCAAUCAUAUUCAUAGUUCAUUGGAUAAAAUUUUCAUCUCCCACGACUGUUCGCCUCCAACACCAAAUUGUUCAA
Messenger RNA from Homarus americanus (American lobster), 2826 nucleotides. RefSeq names its product elongation of very long chain fatty acids protein AAEL008004-like. Gene Ontology annotation, molecular function: fatty acid elongase activity. Gene Ontology annotation, biological process: fatty acid elongation, polyunsaturated fatty acid; very long-chain fatty acid biosynthetic process; fatty acid elongation, monounsaturated fatty acid. NCBI's taxonomy places the organism in Eukaryota, Metazoa, Arthropoda, Malacostraca, Decapoda, Nephropidae. Bases 136 to 1218 code for a protein of 360 amino acids. Gene Ontology annotation, cellular component: endoplasmic reticulum membrane. The record is from RefSeq and is a predicted model, not a curated record. The transcript has 9 exons.